AUGGCAUCCGUCUUGACCGACUCACGCGGGUUCGCCACGACUGGCUCCCAGACCCAGACCCUUGAGCCUCGGAAGUCGCGGAAGAGGUCCUCCUCCCUACUAGGGGCUGAAAUACCCGGCGACACCUCUGCUCCUGCUAUCUCGACCUCGAGGUCUCCUGCUGCUAUAGAGUCUGUUACUGACUAUGCAACCAAACCACAGAGGCAAGCUUCUAAAUCAAGACGGCGAAAGCUGUCCAAACAGAGGCAAGAUGGCCAGAUGAUACCUGGACCCGAGAACUUCUUCCUUUGGUAUAAGGAGAUGUCCUAUAGACACACAUGGGUUAACCCACUUAUUGCAAUGCUUGUCAUCAUCGGAUGCUAUCUCCCGAACCCUACUCGUUCGAACUGGGCUCACGAUUUCAUCUUUGUCGCAUAUCCACUCGAGGAAAAGGGUCCUAAUGGCGAACAACUCUACAGCAAAGGCCUCGGCGACGGCAAAUUUCUCUUCUUUUACACACUCUUCUUCACUUUCACCAGAGAAUUCAUCAUGCAAAGGAUAUUGUACCCACUCUCCCAGAAACUCCUCCCCAAGUCCACUAGACGCAACAAGUCCACGAUUGCUCGAUUCUUAGAACAAGCAUAUACUGCUGUCUACUUUUCUGUAUUCGGACCUCUUGGGCUUUAUGUUAUGUCGCAAACUCCCGGCCUAUGGUUCUUCAAUACGACUCCUUACUGGUCGACCCACCCUAACAUCAUCCAUACCGGCAUUUUCAAAGCUUAUUAUCUCCUUCAGUGGAGCUACUGGCUACAGCAAGCGAUUGUUCUAGUCCUUAUGCUUGAGAAACCGCGAAAGGACUUCAAGGAGCUCGUUAUCCACCACAUUGUUACCGUAGCUCUGAUAACCCUCAGCUGGAGAUUCCAUUUCACAUAUAUUGGAUUGUCGGUCUUCAUCACCCACGACAUUUCCGAUUUUUUCCUUGCUACCUCCAAAGUCUUCAACUACAUUGACUCGCCAAUUACCGGCCCGUAUUUCGUAGUCUUUAUCUUCAGCUGGGUUUACCUCCGCCAUUACCACAAUCUUUGGAUCUUGUGGUCCGUUUUCUACGAACUCCCAUACGUUGGCGAAUAUUACCUCGACUGGGAUGAGCCACACUACAAGUGCGGGCUUGCUAAGCUCGUCAUUUCCACACUUUUGUCGGCCCUCCAGCUGGUCAACAUCUUCUGGCUUUACUGUGUUCUUCGCGUUGCAUACAGAUAUGUCUUCAAGGCCGAGCUUGCUGAUGUUCGAAGCGAGGACGAGGGUGGGGAAGAAGAUGAUGACGUUGGUUUCGAUGAUGAUGAUACCAAGACUCCAACUCUAGAGGAAACUCCUAAAAUCCAGUUGAACGGAGAAGCCCUUGCUAGCCCCAUUGACGGUCAGGCCACCGGUUUUGGGAACCACAAACCUAACGGCAUCCACAAACGUGCAUAA
Molecule: messenger RNA, 1452 nt
Organism: Orbilia oligospora ATCC 24927
Lineage: Eukaryota; Fungi; Ascomycota; Orbiliomycetes; Orbiliales; Orbiliaceae
Exons: 5
Coding region: 1-1452 (483 amino acids)
Biological process (GO): ceramide biosynthetic process
Cellular component (GO): membrane
Molecular function (GO): sphingosine N-acyltransferase activity
Source: RefSeq, a predicted model, not a curated record